Miscanthus lutarioriparius is the source of this 2280-nucleotide messenger RNA. The record is from the annotation of a GenBank genome assembly. NCBI's taxonomy places the organism in Eukaryota, Viridiplantae, Streptophyta, Magnoliopsida, Poales, Poaceae.
AUGUGGAAGCUGAAGGUGGCGGAGGGCGGUAGCCCCUUGCUGCGGUCGACAAACGGCUUCGUCGGGCGGACCGUGUGGGAAUUCGACCUUGACUUCGGCACGCCGGAGCAGCGCGCCGAGGUGGAAAAGGCGCGCCGAGAGUUCUCCAACCACCGCUUCCAGCGCAAGCAUUCCGCCGAUGUCCUCAUGCGCAUGCAGUAUGCAAAAGCCAAGCCUCUUCAUAUGGACCUUCCUGCUGUCAAGCUGGGGGACAAUCAAGACAUUACGGAGGAAGCUGUGUUGACCUCCUUGAAACGGGCUAUCAGUCGCCUCUCUACUCUCCAGGCAAAUGAUGGACACUGGCCUGGCGAUUGUGGUGGUCCUCUGUUCCUUUUGCCAGGCUUGAUUAUAAUGUUGUAUGUGACUGGAGCGUUGAACGUUGUUUUAUCUUCGGAACAUCAGAGGGAGAUGCGCCGGUAUCUCUAUAAUCAUCAGAAUGAAGACGGAGGGUGGGGGUUGCACAUUGAGGGCCCCAGCACAAUGUUUGGCACAACCUUGAACUAUGUUACUCUGAGAUUGAUUGGCGAGGGCCCAAACAGUGGAGAUGGAGCUAUGGAGAAAGGCCGAAAUUGGAUCUUGGAGCACGGAGGAGCAACAUAUACAACAUCAUGGGGCAAGUUUUGGCUAACGGUACUUGGAGUAUACGAUUGGUCUGGUAACAACCCGCUGCCACCAGAAAUGUGGCUGUUGCCAUAUAACCUGCCUUUUCACCCAGGUCGAAUGUGGUGUCAUUGCAGAGCGGUUUAUUUGCCUAUGUCUUACAUCUAUGGAAAGAGGUUUGUUGGUCGUAUCACACCACUUGUCUUGGAAUUGAGAAAUGAACUCUAUGAAGACCCGUACAAUCUGAUUGAUUGGAACAAGGCUCGAAACCAGUGCGCAAAGGAAGAUUUGUACUAUCCGCAUCCAUUUCUUCAGGAUGUCUUAUGGGCCACUCUCCACAAGUUUGUCGAACCAGUUAUGAUGCAUUGGCCUGGGAUCAAAUUUAGGGAGAUUGCUUUGCGCACUGCCAUGCGCCACAUUCACUAUGAAGAUGAAAACACUCGAUAUAUUAACCUUGGUCCUGUAAACAAGGUAAUGAAUAUGCUUGCUUGUUGGAUUGAAGAUCCAAAAUCAGAGGCAUUCAAACUCCAUGUUCUCCGAAUUUAUGAUUAUUUAUGGCUUGCUGAAGAUGGUAUGAAAAUGAAGGGCUAUAAUGGCAGCCAGCUGUGGGAUACAGGUUUAACAGUUCAGGCAAUUGUGAGGACCAACCUCAUUGAAGAGUUUGGUCCAACUCUUAAACUAGCGCAUGCCUUUAUUAAGAAUUCACAGAUCCUUGACAAUUGCCCUGGAGAUUUGAACCAGUGGUAUCGGCACAUGUCAAAAGGUGGAUGGUCAUUUUCUACAGCUGAUCAUGGUUGGUCUGUAUCAGAUUGCACUGCAACAGGACUAGAGGCCGCACUAUUGUUAUCAAUGAUUUCUCCUCAAAUAGUUGGUGAGCCGAUGGAAGUUGACAGAGUUUAUGAUGGUGUAAAUUGUCUCAUUUCUCUUAUGAAUGAUAAUGGUGGAUUUGCAACAUUUGAACUCACAAGGUCAUAUGCAUGGUUGGAGCAUAUUAAUCCUUCUGAGACCUUUGGGGGCAUAAUGAUUGAUUACCCGUAUGUUGAAUGCACAUCAUCAUCAAUUCAAGCUCUAGCUUUAUUUAAGAAACUCUACCCAGAGCACCGCAGGAAAGAGGUGGACAACUGUAUCAGCAAGGGUGCAGAUUUCAUUGAGAGCAUACAAAGAAACGAUGGUUCAUGGUACGGCUCUUGGGGCGUCUGUUUCACCAACGCCACAUGGUUUGCAGUGUUUGGAUUAGUUUGUGCUGGCCGGACGUUCAAGAACAGUUCUGCAAUAAAAAAGGCAUGUGAUUUUCUAUUAUCAAAAGAGCUUCCUUCCGGUGGCUGGGGAGAGAGCUAUUUGUCGUGUCAGGACAAGGUUUACACAAAUCUUGAAGGCAUGCGACCACAUGCAGUGAACACUGGUUGGGCCAUGCUAGCCCUAAUUCGUGCAGAACAGGCAGAAAGAGAUCCAGCACCACUGCAUCGGGCAGCUAAGGUUUUGAUCGACUUGCAGUUAGAGGAAGGAGAAUUUCCACAGCAAGAGAUCAUUGGAGUCUUCAACCAAAAUUGCAUGAUCGGUUACUCCCAGUACAGGAACAUCUUCCCUAUAUGGGCUCUAGGAGAGUAUCGUACCAGGGUCCAUGUUGCAGGGAAGAAAUAG